AUGAAACCCAGUGUUGAUGAGAGCGUGUGGAGUCAGAAUGGGCAGAAAACGACAGUGCGGGAGCUUGGUCAGCCCAGCAACCGAGGCGGGACGGACGGAGAGCACAGGCUACGUGGCAUCCGUCGUGGGCCGAAGGAGACCGCUGCCGAGGGUCCACACACAAGACCAGCGGCUCCGGGCACGAGCAGAGCGACAGGCGGUGAACUUCGUGGCACCAGGUACCCGGAGCGCCUCAGCCCAUCCGCCGGGUGCCUGUGCUUCUUGGGUCCUUGCCGGCCUCGGCCUCGGGUUGUCCCGUCCUCACCGGCAGCUCCUGUGGGGAGGCACCAGCGAAAUGACUCUGGCCUAGCAGGCUCGGCCGCAGACCUCCGUAAGAUGGCCGUGACCCACAUCGUACCGCAGUGGCCACUUCCCCUACCCUGGCGGCCAGGUCAGUGCGUGAGUGGCCAGCCGGCCUGGGCCCGACCCGGUGCGCGGACCCGCCUUUCCCAGGGCUCGGGGGGUGGGGGGAGGCCCGUGGAUUCUGUGGCUGAGCCAUGUGCAUGCAUCUCCCAGGAGCAAAGCGACGCCUCCCACUUCCCGCACGUGGAGGCAAAGGGGCCCCCUGGGCCUGAGCUCCUGUCGCGCUCCUGGGAGGGCCCUCGCCUGACCCAGGCUGGGCCAAGUGCCCGAGGGCUGGCCCACGGCGGCUGCAGUAACGGCAGCCCAUCUACCUCGGGGCACGAAGGGGCCUCUUGA
Molecule: messenger RNA, 738 nt
Organism: Prionailurus viverrinus (fishing cat)
Lineage: Eukaryota; Metazoa; Chordata; Mammalia; Carnivora; Felidae
Exons: 4
Coding region: 1-738 (245 amino acids)
Source: RefSeq, a predicted model, not a curated record